Messenger RNA from Saxophila tyrrhenica, 1599 nucleotides. RefSeq lists its product as uncharacterized. The record is from RefSeq and is a predicted model, not a curated record. NCBI's taxonomy places the organism in Eukaryota, Fungi, Ascomycota, Dothideomycetes, Mycosphaerellales, Extremaceae. Bases 1 to 1599 code for a protein of 532 amino acids. The transcript is spliced from 2 exons.
AUGCCUAGCCUUUCGAGAACUUCGCAUCGUCUGCUUGGGACGGUAGGGAAUAAGCCAUAUGCGACGCAGCAAGACCACCACGACCCACUGCCAACACCACCCGCAUCGAACAGCGCCGCAUCCUCCGCCAGCAAGACUGCGGAAGAGGAAGACAUAUACGGUAGUCCAGUAUCCACCGACGAUGAAGAGCCCGCCCCGAAAGCAACAUCCACUGGCAGGGCGAAUGCGAAGUCCUCUACAAUCGGUGUUGACGACGAGAGACCGAAACGUCCGUUGUUCAUAGUGCCGAAGAACGCACAACCUCGUAGACGAGAUAGAAUCCAUACGGCUAGUGAGAGAGCUGCAUUGCGACAACCUACAUCCGAUGCAAGGACCAGUGACGUAAAAUCUCGACCCCAGACUUCAGGCUUCAGGCAUGCACGGAACGUUGAGACGAAGAGCGAACAAGCAAGCCCGUCAGCAUUCAAACUCCCAGGUUCGAGAGACAGUCCCGGCACGACUGGUAGCAAGCGCAGCAGUGACGAUGACCCUUCUGCCAGCGAGGAUGACAAGCCGAUAUUCAGCUCGCAGGGCUCAUUCAAGCGCAUGAAGCCGUCACCGAAUCUACACGUAAAGCCGUUCGCCGCCUCCUACAGCCGUAAGCAGAAUAAGUAUGGAAAAGGCAGUCAGCGGCGGGACAGUAAGGCACACAAGAGCUUCAAUGCGCCAAAGCCAGCAGAGGUGCAGAAAGAGGUCGCGCCAGCACCGAAGUUUGCGCAGCCGAAAGGUCAGGAUGUUUUUCGGUUUGGAAGUUCCGGAGAGCAGCCUCAAUGGCAAGCGGUGGGCGGUGGUACGGUACAUGGGCACGACGCGGACUCGUUGCCUUCGUCUCCGCUGUCUUCGGCACCAAGCAGUCCUGGCGUUGAAGAAGUUCCAGCACCGCAUUUGUUCCCGCCAACGGACUACGUAUCAACGGUGGAGUGUGCGAUAUGCGGACAACAAGUGGACAAGGUCCUUCGAGAAGAGUUUGAAGACCAAUUUACUGGAGGCAGACAGCUGAGCUACAAGUGGCAACAGCGGUUCUGCACCCAUCACAGACGACACGUCGGCGAACAGCAAUGGGAAACGAGGCAGUUGCCGGUGAUCGACUGGGACGGGCUGGAAGAGCGAAUGCUUGGGCGUGACGCGCAUCUUCUCGCGGUCAUGGACGGGACGAAACCGUCUUACCACCGCAGACAGCUUGAGGAGCGGUCGAAGGAACGAUCAAGAUCAGCCAUAGAGGUGGUGACAGACGGCGUGAAGCGAGGGAUGCUAGUAGGCUAUUAUGGACCAAGAGGAGAACGAACGAUGACGGAGCAUAUUGUUACGCACCUCUCUGACCAGCUUCGCGCACAAGCUAAGAAGGACGAUCUGAUCGCCACAGCAGGUGUCUCGGGUGGUGUGUCUGGAUUUGUCCAGGCUGUGUUGGUGCCCGAGCUUGCGCAGCAGCUCGUGAUGGAAGACAUGGGCAUAGGGACCGAGGAAGAGGCCCGCCGACUCAUUGCUGAGACUGCUGAACUCGGAGAGCUCAUACAUCCAGAAGCGGAAGAGAGGGUGCGAGAGGUUGUGGAGGUGGAAUAG